Messenger RNA from Ictidomys tridecemlineatus (thirteen-lined ground squirrel), 5165 nucleotides. RefSeq names its product ubiquitin conjugating enzyme E2 O (gene Ube2o). Gene Ontology annotation, molecular function: ubiquitin conjugating enzyme activity. Lineage: Eukaryota; Metazoa; Chordata; Mammalia; Rodentia; Sciuridae. The record is from RefSeq and is a predicted model, not a curated record.
CCGUCCUCGGACUCCGGCCCCGAAGCCGGCUCGCAGCGCCUGCUGUUCUCUCACGACCUGGUAUCGGGCCGUUACCGCGGCUCGGUGCACUUCGGACUGGUGCGCCUCAUCCACGGCGAGGACUCGGACUCGGAGGGCGAGGAGGAGGGCCGCGGCAGCUCCGGCUGCUCCGAGGCUGGGGGCGCCGGCCACGAGGAGGGCCGGGCCAGCCCGCUGCGCCGCGGCUACGUGCGCGUCCAGUGGUACCCGGAGGGCGUCAAGCAGCAUGUGAAGGAGACCAAGCUGAAGCUAGAGGACCGCUCUGUGGUGCCCCGUGAUGUGGUCCGGCACAUGCGUUCCACUGACAGUCAGUGUGGUACCGUGAUAGACGUCAACAUCGACUGUGCUGUCAAGCUCAUUGGCACCAACUGCAUCAUCUACCCCGUCAACAGCAAGGACCUCCAGCACAUCUGGCCUUUCAUGUAUGGGGACUACAUCGCUUACGACUGCUGGCUGGGGAAGGUCUAUGACUUGAAGAACCAGAUCAUUCUGAAGCUAUCCAACGGUGCCAGGUGCUCCAUGAACACAGAAGAUGGCGCCAAGCUGUAUGACGUCUGCCCACAUGUCAGCGACUCGGGUCUCUUCUUUGAUGAUUCCUAUGGCUUCUACCCGGGCCAGGUGCUCAUCGGCCCUGCUAAGAUCUUCUCCAGUGUCCAGUGGCUGUCAGGGGUCAAGCCUGUGCUCAGCACCAAGAGCAAGUUCCGCGUGGUGGUGGAGGAGGUGCAGGUUGUGGAGUUGAAAGUUACUUGGAUUACCAAGAGUUUCUGCCCUGGAGGCACGGACAGCGUCAGCCCCCCACCUUCUGUCAUCACUCAGGAAAACCUAGGCAGGGUGAAGCGUCUCGGAUGCUUUGACCAUGCUCAGCGGCAGCUUGGGGAGCGCUGUCUGUAUGUCUUCCCAGCCAAGGUAGAGCCGGCCAAGAUUGCCUGGGAAUGUCCAGAAAAAAACUGCGCCCAGGGGGAGGGCUCUAUGGCCAAGAAGGUGAAGCGUCUGCUGAAGAGGCAGGUUGUGAGAAUCAUGUCAUGCUCCCCGGACACCCAGUGUUCCAGGGACCAUUCCAUGGAGGACCCAGACAAGAAAGGGGACACCAAAACCAAGAGCGAAACAGGGUCUGCUAGCCCCGAGGAGCCACCUGACGGGUCUGCUAGCCCAGUAGAGAUGCAGGACGAGGGCUCAGAAGAGCCCCAUGAGUCAGGCGAGGCACUGCCUCCCUUCCUGCUGAAGGAGGGUGGAGACAAUGGGCUGCACUCAGCAGAGCAGGAUGCAGAUGAUGAGGCUGCCGAUGACACGGACGACACCAGCUCAGUGACCUCUUCUGCCAGCUCCACCACCUCCUCCCAGAGCGGCAGCGGCACAGGUCGCAAAAAGAGCAUCCCCUUGUCCAUCAAGAAUCUAAAGCGAAAACACAAGAGGAAGAAGAAUAAAAUAACUCGUGACUUCAAGCCAGGGGACAGGGUGGCAGUGGAGGUGGUGACCACGAUGACCUCUGCUGACGUGAUGUGGCAGGAUGGCUCCGUGGAGUGCAACAUCCGCUCCAACGACCUCUUCCCAGUGCACCACCUGGACAACAAUGAGUUCUGCCCUGGAGACUUUGUGGUGGACAAGCGAGUCCAGAGUUGCCCGGAUCCUGCAGUCUAUGGCGUGGUGCAGUCUGGGGACCACAUUGGCCGCACCUGUAUGGUGAAGUGGUUCAAGCUGCGACCCAGUGGGGACGAUGUGGAACUCAUUGGAGAAGAGGAAGACGUGAGUGUUUAUGACAUUGCUGACCAUCCUGACUUUCGGUUCCGCACAACUGACAUCGUCAUCCGCAUUGGCAACACUGAGGAUGGGGCUCCCCACACAGAGGAUGAGCCAUCAGUGGGCCAGGUGGCGCGUGUGGACGUCAGCAGCAAGGUGGAGGUGGUAUGGGCUGACAACUCGAAGACCAUCAUCCUGCCCCAGCACUUGUACAACAUUGAAUCCGAGAUCGAGGAGUCAGACUACGAUUCCGUGGAAGGCAGUACCAGUGGGGCGUCCUCAGAUGAGUGGGAGGACGACAGUGACAGCUGGGAGACAGACAAUGGGCUGGUGGAGGACGAGCACCCCAAGAUAGAGGAGCCCCCCAUCCCACCUGCUGAGCAGCCAGCCGCUCCUGAGGAGGACAAGGGGGUGGUGAUCAGUGAAGAGGCGGCCACAGCUGCCAUCCAGGGAGCUGUGGCCAUGGCCGCCCCCAUGGCGGGGCUGAUGGAGAAGGCUGGCAAGGACGGUCCCCCGAAAAGCUUCCGGGAGCUAAAGGAAGCCAUCAAGAUCCUGGAGAGCCUCAAGAACAUGACUGUGGAGCAGCUGCUGACCGGCUCCCCUACCUCCCCCACCGUGGAGCCCGAGAAGCCAACCCGGGAGAAGAAGUUUCUGGAUGAUAUAAAGAAGCUACAGGAGAACCUUAAGAAGACCCUGGACAAUGUGGCCAUCGCAGAGGAGGAGAAGAUGGAGGCCGCGCCUGACACAGAGCGCAAGGAGGACAAGCCUGAGGGGCAGUCACCAGUGAAGGCCGAGUGGCCUAGCGAGACCCCUGUGCUCUGUCAGCAAUGUGGUGGCAAACCUGGUGUCACCUUCACCAGUGCCAAGGGCGAGGUCUUCUCAGUGCUGGAGUUUGCGCCCUCAAAUCACUCUUUUAAGAAAAUUGAGUUCCAGCCUCCAGAAGCCAAGAAGUUUUUCAGCACUGUACGGAAGGAAAUGGCGCUGCUGGCUACCUCCCUUCCUGAUGGCAUCAUGGUCAAGACUUUCGAGGACAGAAUGGACCUCUUCUCAGCCCUAAUCAAGGGCCCCACCCGAACCCCCUAUGAGGAUGGCCUCUACCUGUUUGACAUUCAGCUCCCCAACAUCUACCCAGCCGUGCCCCCCCACUUCUGCUACCUCUCCCAGUGCAGUGGACGCCUGAACCCCAACCUGUACGACAAUGGGAAGGUGUGUGUCAGCCUCCUGGGCACCUGGAUUGGAAAGGGGACAGAGAGGUGGACGAGCAAAUCCAGUCUUCUCCAGGUGCUCAUCUCCAUUCAAGGUCUGAUCCUGGUGAAUGAGCCAUACUACAACGAAGCUGGCUUCGACAGUGACCGGGGCCUGCAGGAAGGCUACGAGAACAGCCGCUGCUACAACGAGAUGGCGCUGAUCCGGGUGGUGCAGUCUAUGACCCAGCUGGUGCGACGGCCCCCGGAGGUCUUUGAGCAGGAGAUCCGGCAGCACUUCAGCACUGGUGGCUGGCGGCUUGUGAACCGCAUGGAGUCCUGGCUAGAAACCCAUGCCCUGCUGGAGAGGGCCCAGGCACUGCCCAAUGGCAUCCCCAAGGACAGUGGCUCUCCAGAACCUCCUGCUGCAGCUGAGCUCUCAGACUCCGGCCGUGAAGAACCUGAGGAUUCUGGGCUGGCCCCUGGAGAGGCCUCCCAGGGCUCAGACUCGGAGGGUGGUGCCCAGUGCCCUGCCUCAACUAGCAGGGACCACACAGACCAGGUUUCGGAGACAGCGCCUGACGCAUCAGUGCCACCCAGCGUCAAACCAAAGAAGCGGAGGAAGAGCUACCGGAGCUUCUUGCCUGAGAAGAGUGGCUACCCUGACAUCGGCUUCCCGCUCUUCCCACUCUCUAAGGGUUUCAUCAAGAGCAUCCGGGGCGUCCUGGCACAGUUCCGGGCCGCCCUGCUGGAGGCAGGCAUGCCCGAGCACACGGAGGACAAGUAGCCACCAGCCCCAAGGAAGGAGCAUCACUAUGGGAGAGCCAGCUGCUGCCUGCUCACUCCCUCCCCUGGAACCUCCCCUCCUGGCCCCCCGUGUGAGCCCCUCAACCCUCUGCUCCCCAAGGCAAGUUUGAUGCUGAGUGUAAGGAGUGCCCCAAAACGCUGCGUUUCUGUUCUGAAGCGAUACAUGGGCAGGUCCCCUGUGGCAGGGAAAUCGGGACCUUGUUGCGAUUUUCCACAUAUUGCCCAGGCAGAAUGUCUCCCUUCUCAGGUCAGAGGUGGGGUGUUCCAGGGCCAGGGGACCCUGCAGCGGGGCAGGAGAGUGGAUGUGCCUUGCAUGAAGUGUGGGCUGCUCCUGCAAUGUCCCCGGUCCCUUUCAACCUCUUCAAUUGGACUGUAGCCUCCCCAUGUCCCAGACCCUCCUCCUGCUGCCACUGCCGCUGGAUAUGCCCCUCAUCCCCUAGCGUUGACACCAUCCCACGGGAACUGAAGCGCUGUUGCUGACUCCCAGCCCAGCCCGUUGGCCACAUAAUAGCCUUUAGGCCUGUUGAACUUGCUCUCUAAGAGAGGUUGGGACAGGCUAGGUUCAGGGUGUUGCCUGGGAGAGGUGGUGGCCUCAUGCACCAACAUGGAGUUGAGGACAGGGAGCUGGUGGAGAACAAAGAGCUGUAGGUGCCUUGUGCUUCCUGUCUGUGGCUGGUGGGGGCACCAGCAGCUCAGGCCCAUGGGGACUGCAGUGACACCUGCUGGCCUUCCAGCCUCACACCAGUGAGCGGGCGGGUGCAGGGCCUCGCCCCAUCUGGUGGCAGGAGCCUCUCUGGGAUGAGAUCUAGGCCUCCGUCAGCCCCCACUUAGAAACUCUGCAGGCGCAGUCCAGAGGGAGGAGGGAGGCAGCAGCAGCGCUCAGUCCCCUCCUGCAACGGGCCCAGAGGUUUACAAGUUUUCUAAGCUUUUGAUAAUGUGAAGCUCCAGGUUCAGAGGAUGCUGUUGAGCACAUUGCAGCUAUGUAAUUUCUGGUGUAUGUAUGUAAUAUUUAAGGUUGGAAAAAUAAAUCUCAAAAGCAAAAGAUAUUAACUCUUAUUAGAAAAAAAAGACAAAAAAAAAAAAAAGCCAAAGCAUGAUGCGUCUUGUCAGCCUUAAGUGGGCUCCACGCCUGUGCUGUGAGGACCACCCAGGCAGCAGAGCCAUGGGAGUGGCGGAGCUGGGCCACACUCAGGCACUCACUGGUGUCUUCAGAACAUCAAGUGUCUGGUGGGGCUGCAGCUCCCGGUGGAGUUGUGUGGAGAUGUGAAUGCCCACUGCUUACAAUAUCUGUAUAAAGUGCUGUGUGAUUAAACUUUUUUUUUACUUGCAUUUUUUUUUGUUUGUUUGUUUGGCUCAUUAACAAGACAAGGUGACACCAUUAAACCUGCCUCUGCCAUU